This is a messenger RNA of Saprolegnia parasitica CBS 223.65, 1008 nucleotides long. RefSeq lists its product as hypothetical. The coding region runs from base 1 to 1008 and encodes 335 amino acids. The transcript has 7 exons. The record is from RefSeq and is a predicted model, not a curated record. NCBI's taxonomy places the organism in Eukaryota, Oomycota, Saprolegniomycetes, Saprolegniales, Saprolegniaceae.
AUGAGCGUCGAGACGGCUGGCUGCUCGAGUCGGCGCGGCUUUGCCAUCAAAGUGCACCAUGAGCCAGCGCCGGCAGCACCUGCGACGCGCGCGCUCUGGCUGAGCUGCGUCCUCGGCGGCGCGUCCACGUCGCUGGCGACAAUCGGGUCCAACCCCAUGGAGGUCGUCAAGACGCGCAUGCAGCUCCAGGGCGAACUCAUGGCACGCAGCAGUACGCCAGGACGCGUGCUCUACCGCAAUUUUGCGCACGCGUUGUACACGAUUGCGCGCACCGAAGGCGUCGUGGGCAUCCAGCGCGGUCUCGCCGCCGGCAUGGUCUACAAUGCGAUCAUGAAUGGCCUGCGGCUCGGCAGCUUCGAGUCCUUUCAAAACCUUCUCGGUGCCUCGGACCCGAACGCGCCGCUCUUCAUGGCACGCAACGCAGUCGCAGGCGCGCUCUCGGGUCUGCUCGGUGGCAUUGUCGGGUCGCCCUUCUAUCUGGUCAAGACGCGGCUGCAGGCGCAGAGCUCGACGUCCUCCGUGAAUGCGCAAUACCAUUACCGCUCCAUGACGGACGGAUUUCGCCAAGUGCUGGCGACAGACGGCGUCGCAGGCUUGUACCGGGGUGCCGGCGGUCAAAUGGCGCGGAUCGUGGUCGGGUCGGGCGCGCAGUUGGCGUCGUACUCAAGCGCCAAAGUGUUUGUGAUGGACGCACUGGACUUGGCGCCGACCAGCGUCUGGGUCCCCCUCAGCGCCUCGCUCUUGAGUGGCCUCGCGAUAUCCGCUUUUAUGCAGCCGUUCGACGUGGUUGCGACACGCCUCGCGAGCCAACGCGUCGACGUACGAGGCCGCGGCGCCUUGUACACGGGCGUCUACGACUGCUUCCGCAAGACACUCGCCGCCGAAGGCGUCGUCAACGGACUCUACAAGGGCUGGGCCGCGGGCUACAUCCGCGCCGGUCCCCACACCAUGCUCGGGUUCCUCAUUUGGGAGCAGUUCAAGGACUAUGCGACCGCCCAUGGCUACUAG